This is a messenger RNA of Vespa crabro (European hornet), 3293 nucleotides long. It is a transcript of the gene Rpn13, whose product is annotated as proteasomal ubiquitin receptor ADRM1. Gene Ontology annotation, cellular component: nucleus; cytoplasm; proteasome regulatory particle, lid subcomplex. Lineage: Eukaryota; Metazoa; Arthropoda; Insecta; Hymenoptera; Vespidae. The record is from RefSeq and is a predicted model, not a curated record. The coding region runs from base 149 to 1342 and encodes 397 amino acids. Gene Ontology annotation, biological process: ubiquitin-dependent protein catabolic process. The transcript has 6 exons. Gene Ontology annotation, molecular function: endopeptidase activator activity; ubiquitin binding; proteasome binding.
GCCAUUUUGAGAUGCACCGUCAUAGUGGUCAAUUGUUCUCUCUACGGAUCACAGCACAUACGCCUACCGAGUGUGCUCGGUGUUUGAGAAAGAUACGUUAACGGUUUGAAUAAGAAAAUUUUUUCACACAAGUUGGUUUAUACAAGUUAUGUGCAUGGGGCCCUUAUUUGGAAAUAAUCCGUCGCGAAAUGCGUCGAAGAAUUUGGUUGAAUUCAAAGCAGGGAAAAUGACUAUGAAGGGGAAAAUGGUUUAUCCAGACACACGAAAGGGACAGGUUUACGUUCACCAAUCGGACGAUCAAUUAAUGCAUUUUUGUUGGAAAGAUCGUACAACAGGAAUUGUAGAAGAUGAUCUCAUAAUUUUCCCCGAUGAUUGUGAAUUUAAGCACGUUCCAGCAUGUAAAACUGGUAGGGUAUAUCUGUUGCGAUUCAAGUCAUCAAGUAGAAAAUUCUUCUUCUGGCUACAAGAUCUGAAGACUGAUAAAGAUGAAGAAUAUUGUAGGAAAAUAAAUGAAGUUUUAAAUAAUCCACCUACUCCUGGUUCUCAAAGAAGCGGCAAUGCAAAUCCAGAUGGAGAUUUUCAUAAUCUAUUAAAUAAUAUGUCUCAACAGCAAUUAAUGCAAUUGUUCGGUGGUGUUGGACAAAUUGGACUGGGCAGCUUAUUGGGAACUAUGAGCAGGCCUCAUGGUAUCCAAAGUACUAGAGCGUCUACUACAACUGCAUCAUCACCAGUUACAACAAGUGUCGCCAGACCACCGGUAUCUCAAACUCCAGCACCUUCUACCGUCACUGAAACUACGAAAUCUUCCAGUAAUAAUAAAUCAUCACCAAGAACAACAGCACCAUCUACACCUGUGACUACUUCAGGUUCUAACAAUAGAAUUCAAUUGAGUGACCUACAAAGUUUCCUCUCAGAAAUUCCAACACCAGCUGGAGCAGAAGCUGUUGUUCAGCAGAGGGGCAUAGCGACAGAGCUGACGAAUGUCAUCUCAACGACGAUUACGACAACGGAAUCUCUGGAACGUGCUAUUUCCGCACACUUACCACCUGGAGACAACCUGUGUACCACGCUAUCGUCUCCCCAGUUCUCCCAGGCGCUAUCAAUGUUCUGGUCUGCUUUGCAGUCGGGCCAGACGGGCCCAGUCAUCCGUCAAUUUGGCUUGGGAACUGAUGCGAUCAAUGCAGCCACCAGCGGUAACAUCGAAGAGUUCGUCACCGCUUUGGAGACAGAAGCCAAGAGCGGACAAGGACAAGCGCAACAAGGACAAGAAGAGAAGAAACGAUCGCCAGGCGAUAGUCCUGGCAAGAAGGAAGACGAUGACGACGGCAUGCCUUUGGAUUAAACCAUAAGAAUUUCUUUUCCUUUUUCUUUAUGUUCUUUAUUUUUUUUUUCCUUUUCUUAUUUUUUUUUCUUUCUUUUUUUUUUUUUUUUUUUUUUAUAAAUAUAUAUAAACGUAAUUCAUGAUUCAGAAAUUUGAUAUAUAUUAUGUACGUAUUAAUCGACUAUGUAUAAUAAACGUUUCUCCAAUGAUUACGUUUCAUUAUAUUUUGAGAUAUUUAAAAGAAAUUAUUUGAUUUUUAAACAUAACGUUUAUUUAUACGAAUUGUUUGCACUAACAAAACGUUUAAUUACUCUUUACUGCUUCUUUUUUUUCCCCCUAAAAAUAUAAACGUUUAAUAAAUAGUUCAACUUAAUUAAUAUUAUCCUAUUAUAUUUCAUCGUCAUUAAGAAUAUGUAUAUUUACAAUUUAAUAAUCAAUAAAGUGCAAAUAUUUCAUUAUUAUUGAUGCGUUUUCCAUGGAGAGGGGGAGGACAUAUACCGGAGAAACAUGCUUAGCGCGUCAAUUACCAUUUAUUAAUUUUCGCAUAAGGAUUGUCGCAUUUAAAAUGAAUUGAUUUUAAAGGCGGGAAAAUGUUGACCAAUGAAAUACCUUCGAUUAAUGCGCACAACAACGUUAUUGGUCACAUGUUACAAUCGAUAUAUGAUAUCAUUUAUCGUUUUUACGAUCGUAUUAUACUUUGACCGCGGAUACAUACGUUUUUUUAAAGGUUAGGUUUCUCUUUCUCUUUAAUCUUUAAUCAAUAAUUUAAUAUCAAGGAAAGUUUUAUAAUCGUAUAUAUCACGAAAGAGAUUAAUUUCAAUGUUUUGUAACAUGUCGUAAGACACCGCGUGCGUCGUAUAAAUUGUGCGCAUGUAAUUCAGCAAACUGCUUCAUUGGUCAGUCGAUUAUAUCAUUGCUCAGUAUCGGAUCAAUAUAAGGUACUAGACAAAGUCGAUUAAUUCAAAUUUAUUUCACCUAUCUUUUAUUUAAGAUAUAUGCAAAUAUUGCACGUCAUAUUGCGCGGAACACUCGUUAUUACGAUAAACGCAUUAUAUAUAAUACUAAACGAUUGCGCAUGAAUCCCGUCAUUAUUUCAAAUUCAUUAGUAUAAAGCGAGUUCGUCACAUUAAAAAUAAUUCUUAUUUGUACAAGAAAUACAAACUGACGAAUUAAAAAGAUUCUAUAACAAUUUGUGUCAUUGGUGUCAUUCGAUGAAUCGUGAUUAGAAUGACGAAUUUCAUAUGUACGAUCAAAUGAUACUACAUUUAAAAAAAAAAAUAUUAAGUAGUGAAAUAAUAUCAUGUCGAUAUACAAGAUAUAUUCACACAUAUAUACGUGUUGUGUAUCUGUGUAGUAUGUGUAUAGAGGAUAUAUAAGAGGAAUAUAAAAUCUGUGACAGAGAUAGGAUCAAAAAAAGAGAGGAGUGUAUGGCGGCACUCGGAAGUAGGUUCGAAAGGUUGAGCGCGCAUCGGUCGGCGGCGAGCGCGACGAGAACACGUCGUCGGUCUUCGUCUCUCGCUACGGUGUUUGUAAACAAGCGGCGCCCUAGUAACAAAAACGAUAGCGUAGGGGGACGUCGUAAGGGGUACGUUCCUGAGGGGUCGGCGCACGCGCAAUACCGUUCGAAUCGAACAAGUAGCGUGGUGGGGGAUCCCCUACUCGCGAAUGUUGAUCGCCGAAGCGUUCGGCGAAUUUCACUAAAAACUCUCGCGUCGAAUUUACGUCGGAAUUGUGCGCGUCUCUUGGCCCUGUCGACGAUCGCUCGUCCAGCCGGAUUUCUCGCUUAUUUCGUUAGAGUCGUGUCGCGUUGUCGCGGCCCUGUGUCACGCUGUGUAACAGAGGGAAACGGAUACCCCGCUAUAAUGGCAUUGUUGUGAUAGCGCCACUCUCUAGAUAUCUAGAUAUAUAUACAUAGCCUACGAAGCGCUCGGCAGGGAGGAGUGAAGGUGGAGGAGGGAAAAGGCGCGAUAAA